AUGGGCGCGUGUGGCUGCGUCUGCAACUCCAGCCUCACGGAGCAGAAGGCAGUCAAGGGGCGCGGCCACGGAACCAGCACCGUCGAGAAGCACCACCAGAUCAACAUCAAGCACCUCAGCGUCCACAAGUUUUACGACCUAGGGGAUAAGAUCGGCCAGGGAUCGUAUGGAACAGUGUACCGCGCGACUCAGCGAGCUUCCGGAAAGGAGUGCGCUGUGAAGUGCCUCCAGACCCGUUUCAAAACGCAGUCCAGGCGCUGCAAUCGAGAGGUCGCAGUCAUGAGAUCGAUUGACCAUCCCAAUGUUGUAAAGUUGAUGGAGUCGUUCCAGGAUCGUAGAUGUACAUAUUUAGUGGUGGAAUUGUGCAAGGGUGGGCAGCUACUGUCACACUGCAUGACCGAGGGUAAGCCAUUCUCAGAGCAGAAAACGGCCCUGGUGCUCCAGCAGAUUCUGCGAGGCACGCUCUAUCUGCACACGCACUCAAUUGUCCACAGAGACCUGAAGCCAGAUAACCUACUCUUUUCGAGCGACGCGCCUGCGUCCGACAACGCGGUGAAGAUUAUCGAUUUCGGCCUCGCUCGCAAGUUUGCAGUCGGUGAUAAGCUGAAGACGAUGGUGGGGUCACCCGUCUACGUGGCGCCCGAAGUGCUGAAUGGGAAGGGCUACGACUCGAAAGUUGACAUAUGGAGUCUGGGUGCAACGGCCUACGUGCUCGCGUGCGGGCACCUGCCGUUUCGGGGCCACACUACGCAGAGCGUGCUCGACAAAGUCGCGGAGGGGCGCGUCUCGUUCUGGCCCCCGCACUGGAAAAAGGCCUCUGCGCAGACCAAGCUGUUCGUGUCGAGCCUGCUCUGCAGGGACCCCGAGAGCAGGCCGACGGCGGCGCAGGCCCUCUCGCACGCGUGGCUGGCGUCCCAGGCCAGCCCGGAAGCGGCCAGCCUCCCUUGCGGCGUCGUGGCGAAUUUGCGCAAGUUCGGGUCGCAGGACGCGUUCUUUAAGGCGGUGCUCCACAUCGUCGCUGGCCUACUCGACGACGCCGAGGUGGGUGCCCUCCGAAGCGCGUUCGUGGCGCUGGACGCGGACGGGGACGGGCGGCUGUCGCCACGCGAGCUGCGGGAGGGCAUCCGGCUGAGCGGCUUCGAGCUCUCGGAGGAGGAGCUUCGAAAGACCUUGGAGGGCAUGGACGUCAACGGCAACGGCGCCGUCGAGUACACGGAGUUCUUGGCCGCCGCCGUCGACAGGAGCAAGUGCCAGGGCGAGGGGCUGUGCCGAUACGCCUUCGACGUCCUCGACUGGGACGGCGACGGGGAGAUCUCCCCCCAGGACGUGAAGUGCGCCCUGCACCACCGGAACCUGUCCGGCGCUCUCGGCGCAGAGUUCCAGGCGAUUGCUGAGUCAAUGCCUGUCGACAGAGCCCGCAGCCUGAACCUGGACGAUUUUACGGCACUAUUGUGCAGGUGA
Messenger RNA from Prorocentrum cordatum, 1461 nucleotides. NCBI's taxonomy places the organism in Eukaryota, Dinophyceae, Prorocentrales, Prorocentraceae. The record is from the annotation of a GenBank genome assembly.